AUGCGCCAAUUCCUGUCGUUCAUUUGGCUUUCGUUGCUUUCUUUUCUUGUGAUUCCUUCUUCGGCAUCCUCCGCCGUCGAUUACCACGAGCAACUGAAUCUAAGACCGCUGCCUCUUUCAGCGCUCCUCGCUAGCUUCAACUUCCGCUCCAACACCACCCUCUCCGAAUUCGAAAAGGGCAACUUCCGUUUCUUCCCGCGAUCGCUCGGUCAGAUUUUGCAACAUGCCGGUACACGCGAGCUACACCUGAGAUUCAGCCUGGGGAGAUGGGAUUCGGAGACAUGGGGCGCCAGGCCUUGGGAUGGUGCGCGCGAGGGCGGUACCGGCGUUGAGCUGUGGGCGUGGCUUGAGACCGAGACUGAUGAAGAAGCCGACCGCAAAUGGCUGACCCUGACCAACGCCCUGUCGGGCUUGUUCUGCGCCUCCCUCAACUUCAUCGACGGCACCCGGACAACGCGGCCCGUCAUGUCUUUCCAGCCCGAAGGAGACCACUCGGCGGACAACAACAUGCACCUUCUUUACGGCGUGCUGCCACACGAGGUGGUAUGCACUGAGAAUCUGACCCCUUUCUUGAAACUCCUGCCGUGCAAAGGAAAGGCCGGGAUCGCGACGCUCUUGGAUGGACACAAACUGUUUGAUGCGUCGUGGCAGAGCAUGGCCAUUGACAUCCGCCCGAUCUGUCCUGAUAGCGGCGAGUGCGUCCUUCAGAUCGAACAAACCAUCGAUAUGGUCCUUGAUAUUGAUCGGUCCAAGCGACCCAGGGGCAAUCCCAUCCCCAGGUCUCCGCCGGGUGACCAACUACCGUGUGAUAGCUCGAAGUCUUACAACUCACACGACACAUGCUUCCCAGUGGAUCACACCAGCCAAGAAUGGACACUCUCCCAGAUCUUCGGGAAGACUGUCAAGGGCACCUGCCCCCUCGCGGACCCUGCCAUUCCGCCGGUCUGCCUCCAAGUUCCCCACUCCCGUAGCGUCUUUGUCUCGAAGGACGUCCACGAGAAAAAGAACUCGGACGGCGCCUCCCGCUGCUUCCAUAUCUCUCCCGACACUGAACUGGAGAUGAUGCUCCCCCGUCCCGACAAGGGCGCAUCCACAACCACCACGACCGACAUCGCCACGCCUGAAACCCCGCUCCUCUACGCCGAACGCAGUUUCACAGGCCACGGUCAGGAGCGCGGCGGCGUGCAGACCAUCCUGCGGAACCCGAGCCCCGACACCGAGGUCGAGUUCAUCUACAUGGAGUCUCUCCCCUGGUUCAUGCGCAUUUUCCUGCACACCAUGGAAACCCGAAUCGCAGGCCAGCCCCACGCGAAUAAGUCUCUGGUCCAACAGGUCUACUACCGCCCAGCGCUCGACCGCGCCCGCGGCACCCAGCUCGAGGUGCGCAUGCGGGUGCCGGCCGCGUCGACCGUGUUCCUGACCUACGACUUUGAGAAGUCCAUCUUGCGCUACACUGAAUACCCGCCGGACGCGAACCGCGGCUUUGACGUCGCCGCCGCCGUCAUCACCAUCCUGGAUCCGCCACCAAAGGAUGGCCGCUUUGCCGCCUACACCCUCCGCACCACCUCGCUGCUGUGCAGCCUGCCGACCCCCGACUUCAGCAUGCCGUACAACGUGAUUAUCUUCACGUCAACGGCUAUUGCGCUAGCGUUUGGCGGUCUCUUUAAUAUCGUCGUCCGCCGGUUUGUCGCCGCCGACGAAGCCCAGGCCACUGGGCUGGGGGUGGUGCUGGCGCGGUUGAAGAGCCGGUUGGUGAGCGCCGUGAAGGGUUGA
Molecule: messenger RNA, 1773 nt
Organism: Chaetomium globosum CBS 148.51
Lineage: Eukaryota; Fungi; Ascomycota; Sordariomycetes; Sordariales; Chaetomiaceae
Exons: 3
Coding region: 1-1773 (590 amino acids)
Biological process (GO): attachment of GPI anchor to protein
Cellular component (GO): GPI-anchor transamidase complex
Source: RefSeq, a predicted model, not a curated record